Molecule: messenger RNA, 2409 nt
Organism: Symbiodinium natans
Lineage: Eukaryota; Dinophyceae; Suessiales; Symbiodiniaceae
Source: the annotation of a GenBank genome assembly
AUGAGCGGUGGUUCCUUGCUGCGGCUGUUUCAGUCCGAGUACUUCGAUGCCCACUUGCACAUGCACUAUCUCUUGCGCAUGGAGCAAAGCGGCGUCCAGGACUACUUGGUAAAUGAGCUGUACAAGAUGACAGAUGAUGAUGUUGACUUUUACCUGCCGCAGCUGAGCCAAGACAAGACGCCAGAGCUGUACGAGAACGCCAUGGCCAUGCUAAACCUUUGUGAAGCUGCAAUGGUAAACUCAACAGUGGCCGUUGGAAAAACAGAUGAGGUGGCCGAUGGGCCCCCGCGGGUCCAGCGCAUGCUGAGGUCGAGCUCAGAUCCAAAUCUGCAGUCAAAUCGGGCUCCAUCAGAGGGGCGGGCGCUGAAGUCCAAGCCGCGCGUCCGAAGAAGCAGGACGCCAGGAGCCCCCAUCCAGUCCCGGGAGCGCCGGCACACGGAGGAGAGCGUGCCCCCGACGCCAACUGACGAAGGGGGGGAGUUGCAGAGUGGGGAGGCCAGAUUCCAUCCACCCCCUCGCCGUCAGGUCUCAGAGGAUAGCUCCUUGACGGAGGAUGAUGUGGAAGAGCACGAGGCCGCCACGCCUGUUGACAUGCGGACGUCCUUGCCGGAGGUCGAAGCGCUCAAGGCUGCUGCUGUGCGACACCUCGCCGCGCUGGAGCAAUCCUCCACGGUGGCAGAGCGCGGUCAGGCGCUGGACUUGCCCAGCAGCUGCCCAAAUGCCUACAGGAAUCUGGGGCUGCCAGUUGCCUCGGUCCUCUCCGAGGAGGAGGACGUUUUGGACGACGAGCGGGUGCGGGAAUGUCUCAUGAAGAAAAGGAGGUGUGAGUAUUUCAACAUGCAGAACCAGCUCGUGUCGCUCAUCAUGACCCUCUCAGGGGUUUUAACCUCCUUCGUGGACAAGGCCGAGCGCAAGGACGCUUUGGCCGCCACUUUUUCUGUCUUGAACCGCUGGCUUCUGGAUCGCAGAGUGUGCAUGGCCGCUUUGGCCGAAGGUCCUUUGUUCCUUCUGGGUACCCACAUACCGCUUUGGAGACACCAGGAUAGUCUUCACCAAAUUCUUUACGUCCAUGUAGACCUUUGCCGAAUUUUUACAUCAGCUACGCGUGCGCCCUUCCUUAUGACCUAUGAGUCGGCGAACCUGGAUGAGGUGCUGGAUGAGGAGGCGUCCUCCUCCACCAACGCACACAUCUCCCAUCAAACGUUGCUGCACCAGCCAAUGACUGCUGCUGUGCAGCGCUCCGUAGCAACCAGGCUCACGGGGUGCGUGAUGACAGAGCUGCGGCGCGCUGCCGCUGCCGAAGAGAGCCCCGACCCUGCGGACACUGUGAAUGCAGAGCGGUCUGAUGAGGGUGAUCACCCCUGCAGCUUGCAGGACCUUCAUCACUUCAUCAAGCAGGUCACACCCGACCACUGGCGGUCCUUCAGCUCGCGCAUGCCCAAGGCUCCCGCCAGGGAGGAACCAGAGCUGACGAGCACCGAGGCGGAUCGCAAGCCGCUGAGGGCAGCUGCCAAGCAGCGGCGGGAUCUGGCAGCUCGGACAAGGCAGCAGAUAUGGGGAGAGGCCUGGAAAGACAAAGUCGAGCGAGUACGGGUGGCUUCUCCCUACAGCCGCUAUGCCUCGUGGAGCUUGAACGCGGUGAUGGUCAAAGGAGGCGACGACCUCCGCCAGGAGCUCCUGGCCUCGCAGAUCAUCGAGCAGUUCAGCGCAAUUUUCCAGGAAGCUGGUUUGCCACUUUGGCUGAAGGCCACAAAGGUUCUGGUGACCAGCUCAACAAAUGGCUUUCUCGAGUUUAUCCAGGACUCGAUAUCUGUUGAUGCAAUGAAGAAGCUCUACCCGGGCAAAACUUUAGCAGACAUCUUCAGAGUGGCCUUUGCGGACAGAUUGUUCGAAGCCAAGAAGAACUUCAUCGAAAGUUCGGCAGCUUACUCCCUGGUCGUCUAUUUCUUGCAGGUGAAAGAUCGCCACAAUGGCAACCUUAUGCUGCUGACCAGCGGCCAUGUGGUCCACAUAGACUUCGGGUUCAUGCUCUCCAACUCGCCCGGUGGGAACAUGGCCUUUGAGAACUCGCCUUUCAAGCUGACACAGGAGAUCCUGGAUGUCAUGGAUGGCGAAUGCUCCGAGCAGUACGAGUAUUUUCGUACGUUGCUCAUCCGCGGCUUUCUGGAAGCCCGCAAGCACAUGGAUCGGAUCGUUUUACAGGUGCGAAUGAUGCUUACUGGCUCGAAGAUGCCUUGCUUCCGCGAGGGCGCCGACUUCGUGCUGUCCACAUUGCAAGAUAGGUUCUUCUGCAACCUGACAGAAGAAGCUUGUAUAGAGAAAAUUGUCGAAUUGAUUGACACGUCCGUGAACAAUUGGCGGACGAUCCAAUACGACAAUUAUCAGCGCUUGGUGAAUGGAAUCCUUUGA